AAAAAAAUAAAAACUGCAUGGAAGAACACGAGUUCCUUAACGAAGAUGAGCUAAAUACAUUAAAACAGACGAGCUCUUUGGUGGCCAAGUUUCAAAAAGAAGCACUGACCGAAAGAGAAAACCGAAGAUCGGCAGAACUUCAAGCUCAAGAAAAGGAAAGAUUGGUUUCAGAUGCAUGGAAAAUUGURAGUGCGUUAAAAAAGGACAAAUAUGAUCUAGAGGCUCAGCUUGAAAAACUGAAGAGAACUCGAUCAAUUACAACUACKGAUCGUAUCAGAAAAGAUUUAGAUCAAAUCAGCUCAAGAGCAAAAACUGACCUCUCAAACCACGAGAAACGCACAAGAACCAUCSUAAGGACCACGCCCAAGGAGAAUGGRAUAGAARUUGAGYCUGAUUGUCUUAUUCCUAGCAGUUCAAACGACUCUAACGAGAAACAAGACUCCAUUAAAGAGUCGACAUCUGAAGGAGAAGUAUCUGCUGAUGAUAGCUUAGUCGAAGAACUCAGGCGAAUUCUGCGUGAUGAAGAUUCGAGCUCUGAAUUGGAGGAAGGCGAAGUCAAGAUGAGUUCUGACACGAUCGACGACACUACUGACAAACGUUAUUCUCCAAGUGACAUGAUCAAACUGUUCACUGCGAAACCUUAUUUCCACUCUAUAAAAGGUCCAAUAGUAAGAACUGGAAAAUCGAAUCAUAUUGAGCAUGAUCGCUCCAGAACGGAACAUUAUCCAGUAAAAACUACACAAGAGGAAUGUUCGGGAAACAAUGGUGAAUUCAUAAGUGCUGGCCUCSAUAGKCAUGGUCUCGCUGAAUAUAAUGGSUUUGCUGAAGAUUUUCAAUCAAUUGACAUGGAUUCCAACUGUAGGCAAUAUUACUCUGAGGAGUCCGCUGAUACUGAUGGCUGUUCUUUGAAGAUGGAGUUAACCAUACCAAAACUACAUCUCGAAGAUGAAUGGCAAACUACUCAUGCAGACAAUAAAGAAAGGAAGGAAUCACCAACACAUAAAGCAAAGGACCUCACAAGAUCACAUCCAAAGGGCUUCAAAAAAAGAAAUAAUGCCUUACKUUCAGAGGAAGGGGACAGGUAUGGUAGGCACGCACCCAAGGUUGUUAGUCCAUUAGUACUGAACUCUAGAUCUUCUAGUGAUGAUGUUCAUUUUGUGCGAGACGAUUUCAAAAAGCAGGAGGAUUUAAAACGAGAUUCAGAAGAYUAUAGAAACCCGGCUCCUGGUGUGUGUGGAUUAGAGAAUCUUGGCAACUCCUGCUUUAUGAACGCCGGCUUACAGUGCCUCUUUGUGAUCAAACCAUUUUAUCGGUUCUUUUUAGAGGGCGGACACAAAAACAUCUUGAGGUUAAAAUUUAUGGAAGAACAGAACAUCAGCCUUUGUGARCUUCUUGGGCAACUGAUAGACAAAGUAUUUAGUGGAUGUUACCUGACAUGUGAACCCUCCGCACUGUUUGCAACAUUACAAGCGCAGUUCCCACAUCUCGAUGGCUUUGUUCAGCAUGACUGUCAAGAGUUCCUAGCCUUGUUUCUGGACGCGUUACACCAAGAAUUGAACACUACGAGAGCCAAUCAMAGAAGAAGGAUUAGGCACGAGACCAUGUCAAAUGCAARAAUCGCUGACCAGUGGUGGAAAUUGUACAACGACGAAAACGAGUCAGUCAUUGCGGACACAUUUCAUGGACAAUUUAGAAACAAAAUCAGAUGUUCAGUCUGUAGCCAUGUUUCAAUAACAUAUCAGGCGUUUUCCUUCCUCUCCCUACCCCUGGUCAGUCAGAAAUUGCAAUCGUUUGUUAUAACCGUUGUCCGCAAUAAUGAUGGCAAAUUUGUCAACAAUGGUAAACCAAAAGCACUYAGGGUUCGGGUGCAGGCAACUAAGCCAACCACUACAGUACAAAUCAAGCAAAGACUCGUGUCACUGUUUCCUUUGAAUGAACAACCUGACAUAGAUAAUCUAUUUCUUGCUGUAGUACGCAGAGGGACUAUUGUGGGACUAYUGCAUGAUCAUCGAAUAGUCACUCCUUUYAAUGAUAAAGAAAACAAGUUGUACGCGUACGAGCCUCUWUMUCCACCCACUGGAACUCCUCCUUUCCCAGYCGACAGAAACACUACAACAACGUCCAACAUGAACCRAACAGCUCAUGAACUACACGACACAGCCCGUAGGCUYCAAAGCAAUAUCAAACUAAAAUUGACCCCGUUAGAUAGUGUCACACGUAACAGUAGCGUCAAAGCAUCGUAUGCUUGUCAUUCAAAGGAGGRCAGGGCUAAGACACGUGCUUCGUUACCUAUUGGCUAUCACCUGACAUACACGUGCUCUAUAUGUCUACAAGCCAGGCCUACUAAACAACUGCUKCAGCAUGAUGAUUGUGGAAAGGUCUUUUGUUGGGAGUGUCUAGAGGUUUCUAGCCCACUCUGCCUUGAUGAUAGUAUUGAUUGCCCGGAUUGCCUAAGACCAUCUAGUGUAGAUGACGCCCACGAGUCAAAAAUACGGUACUGCAAUGUACCCAUCCUGUUUAGAAACAAAGAUUCCGAUGAGAAUGAGAGUACUGUAUUUGGUCAUCCAAACCUGGCAACAUUACCAUGUGCAAUAUCAGGACAUGAUCUUUAUAAUCACCUGGCCACGUUACUACCUGUCUCGYAUAAUGACAAGAAAACCCGUUGCGUGCCAUCAYUGCCGUUCACCUUGCAUCUUGUUGACUACCAGGGUACAAGAUGCUCAAGAUGCGAUGAACGUGAAGACUGCAUGGGGUGUUGUAUCCAUGAAAAUGACGUAGUUGUUUUCCAAAAUGGCGACCAUAUUGCAAUUGAACUCACUAAUAUCAUACAACUUGAAGUUGAUAAGAUGAGUCGCUAUUGCGACCACGAGUCGAUGAGAGUCAAACAUUUCACGUGUAAACUACAACUGCAGGAUUGUCUCCGAAGCUUUGUUGAUAGGUACAGACAGAGCUAUAUCAAGAUACACACCCCAGUAGAGUUCCCAUUGCAAGACUUGGAUAUGAAUGAGUUUAUGCAUGGUAUCAAUUCACCUCGAGACCUUACCGGGACCAGRGACAAUUUGUACGACCUCGUGGGUGUGGUAUGUCACGAAGGGGAUUUUGAGAGUGGCCACUAUAAGGCAUAUACCAGACAUGGAAUGACAUCCGARUGGCAUUUAUUUGACGACUACAAAGUUUCAAAGGAAAGUCCAUCAGCUGCGUGCCACACUUCUGCAUACUUAUUGUUUUACAACAGAAAAUCAAGUUCUCCACUAUUCACAUCUAGUACAGAGGACGUCAGUCAUUCAUCCAUUGAAAGAUCGACAGGCAUUAAGGCCAACACCCAAKCUACACGACGCAAGAGUAAAGACAAAGCCAAACGUACCAAAGAUAAUGUGCAAAAGACGACAUAUGCUGAGAAGGCAUAUGAGAAGGUUGAGAAGGCGCAAGAUAUUUUACAUCCUAGUGUAGCUAAGACCCAAGAUAUCUCAGAAUGUUUGCCUGACGUAGUACAUUCAUCCGUUGAAGAUAUCAAAGGAGCCAAGAAUGACUUUUCAAGCACCCCYAAAGAACGGGUGUCGGAAGGACAUCGUCAUCAAACGAGUGAUAAACAAGUUGAAGAUAAACCAAUGAUUGUAGAGCUGGACAUUAUCAAGGAUCCUGACAGUGAAAGGCACGAGCAGCCAGUUCAGUGCGACUGCAGUCAGUGUGACUACUAUAGAGAGCUUGAACAACAGAUCAAGAGAUGUAGACGUUCGAUAAGUGGUUCAGAAACAAGAAGCAAAGCAGGAAGUAGUGCACCGUCGUCUAGAGGGGUUUCCCCUAGGAAAAGACAUUCUAGAGAAGCUACACCCAUCAAACGAACCACACCCACAGAAGUGCAACACGAAGCACACGAACGCAAGUCUUAUAAGAUGAGUACUCCGGUAUCGGGACAAAAUGCAAAAGUCCUCCCACUGAAGGAAGAAGACGAUAUUGUGCAUGAUGUUCAGCAUCUGACAAGAAUAUUAAUCUGCGCAGUUGGAAAUGAAGAUAUGAAGAAGRCAGCCGACCUUCUGGAGGAAGGAGCCGACCCUAGUCUAGUYGUUGAUGGUAUUACCGCUCUCCAUCUCGCUACAGGCAUGCAAUCAUCACUUUGCUGCCACUUCACACRGCUCUUCUUAGACCACGGGGCUAAYCCUAAUGUCAAGUCAUUAGAAGGACUUACUCCAGUYCAUGUAGCGGCUGYGUGGGGUAACAAGGAUUGCUUGAAGCUGCUAAUGGAAAAAGGGGGUGAUCCGUAUUCAGAGGACGCAGAGGGCCGCAAUGCUAUUGAUCUGGCCAAAGACUAUGAACACGAUACAAGUGCUGAUACCUCAGAAUACUUACAUCAACUAGACAAACACUACACCUCAAAGGUCCACUCAACSACUUAUAGCAAUACAUCCUUGACCUCGGAGAUUUCAGUCUCGGAGCUUGAUAAAGUGCCGUAUACAAAACAAACGGACGAGGAAGAAGAGCAGCAGGAGGAGMAYGAGGAGGAUGACAGACAUCAAAAUGUACAGCUCCAGCMGGUACAGAUUCCAAUUUAUACGCCCGAAGCUUCCUCAAGCGCAAGUGCAGUUGGGUGUGGCUCAUGGACGAGGGGAMURAAGAGGAGGGUGAGGCGAAACAAAGUAGUGCGAAGCGUKUCAGGGAAUUUACGUAAGACGUCCAGUAGGCUWGCUGGUAGAUUCAGAAGCUUCAGCGAUCACUUUAGUCCGAGUUCUGGUAACUAACUGUAGAUAAUAAGAGCUUUAAUCCCAAUAUUU
Exaiptasia diaphana is the source of this 4769-nucleotide messenger RNA. RefSeq lists its product as uncharacterized. The transcript is spliced from 33 exons. Bases 18 to 4736 code for a protein of 1572 amino acids. Gene Ontology annotation, biological process: protein deubiquitination. The record is from RefSeq and is a predicted model, not a curated record. Gene Ontology annotation, molecular function: protein binding; cysteine-type deubiquitinase activity. Lineage: Eukaryota; Metazoa; Cnidaria; Anthozoa; Actiniaria; Aiptasiidae.